Molecule: messenger RNA, 1484 nt
Organism: Belonocnema kinseyi
Lineage: Eukaryota; Metazoa; Arthropoda; Insecta; Hymenoptera; Cynipidae
Gene: Rpn7
Product: 26S proteasome non-ATPase regulatory subunit 6
Exons: 5
Coding region: 113-1282 (389 amino acids)
Biological process (GO): proteasome-mediated ubiquitin-dependent protein catabolic process
Cellular component (GO): proteasome regulatory particle
Source: RefSeq, a predicted model, not a curated record
UUGAUUCAACACUCCAUCCAUUGUAACCAUUACUUGGUUGACGGACGUAUCUCAUCCCAAGUUUUCUUUAUAGUUCAAUUUAAUAGUAAUACAUUUUAUAUUUUCAUUAAAAAUGCCGUUAGAAAAUCUUGAAGAGGAGGGUUUGGAAAAGAAUCCGAAGCUAGAGCUAGCGCAAAUUAAAUUUUUGCUAAGUUUACCUGAACACAAGAACGAUGCAGCUUUGAAAACUAAACUUCUUGAUGCCAUCAAAGCCGACAACAUGGCGCCGUUUUAUGAAGAGGUAUGUCGAGAUUUGGGUUGGCCUGUCGAUGAGGCUCUGUUGUCUAAAAUGAAAGCCCGAAAUGAGGAACAAUUGAAAGAACUGGAUGGCGUUAUCGAAGACGCAGAGCAGAAUUUGGGUGAGAUGGAGGUCCGUGAAGCAAACCUAAAGAAAUCGGAACAUCUUUGUCGAAUUGGAGACAAAGAUGGAGCUAUUUCCGCUUUUAGAAAAACCUACGAUAAAACCGUAUCUUUAGGUCACAGAUUAGAUAUUGUUUUCCAUAACAUAAGAAUUGGUCUUUUUUAUCUGGACCAUGAUCACAUUACGAGAAACAUAGAAAAAGCUGAAAGUCUGAUCGAAGAAGGCGGAGACUGGGACAGGAGAAAUCGAUUAAAGGUAUAUCAAGGAACUUAUUGCAUAGCAGUUCGUGAUUUUAAACAAGCUGCAAAUUUCUUCUUGGACACGAUUAGUACCUUCACCAGUUACGAACUGAUGGAUUACAACACUUUUGUCAGAUACACGGUUUACAUGAGUAUGAUAAGUUUGCCGAGAAACGAGCUGCGAGACAAAAUCAUCAAAGGCUCGGAAAUUCUCGAGGUUCUUCAUAGUAAUCCAGAUGUCAAAGAAUACCUAUUUUCCUUGUACAAUUGUCAUUAUACCGAUUUCUUCAAAAAUCUUGCACAUGUGGAAGGUUUAUUACGCAGAGAUUAUCUAGUUUUUCCACAUUAUCGUUAUUACGUUCGAGAGAUGCGAAUUCUUGCGUACACCCAACUCCUGGAAUCGUAUAGAUCGCUAACUUUGCAAUAUAUGGCGGAUGCUUUUGGUGUUAAAAUAGAAUACGUCGACCAGGAACUUUCGCGUUUCAUAGCUGCAGGUCGAUUGCACUGUAAAGUUGAUCGGGUGGGCGGAGUCGUUGAAACGAACAGACCUGACAGCAAAAAUUGGCAGUAUCAGGCGAUGGUUAAACAAGGAGACUUGCUACUCAACAGAGUUCAAAAAUUGUCUCGUGUUAUUAACAUUUGAAUUCUGAAAAGUCUUAUUCUAAGAUUAAACAAGUGCGAUCGAUACACUGUCUAUUUUCAAGUGUCUACGACUUUUUAAACGUAAGUGCAAGACUAAAGAUUUAACACAUUGCAGCUUUCUGCUUAUCCUUCACAUGUAUGUGUUAAUGUACAACGUAAUAUUAUUACAAUUUUUUAAGAUAAAUUUAUUGAUUGCAAUAAUA